GUCACAGCGAAUUACCGUUAGUGAGAGUGACUUGCAAAAUACUUCAACCUCGUUAGUGCAUAUCUUCUGAAUAUUCGAAUACUUGAUCUUAGGAUCCAUGCAUAGCGGUCCUGUCACAGUAUUGGGAGUCAUUACGAUAACAGCAACGCCCUCUAGUUCCUUAUCCACUGCUCCGUUAUCCACUCUCGUUCCAAUGCCAGUCAAGACUACUAACCAGAAUGUCUCAGUGAUCACCAACACUCCUACUUCUACCACCCAGGUCAUCGCCAGUACAAGCAGAACGAACACAUCCUCCAUAUCUUCCUCAGGUCAUAAUGUAGGGGCAACCAGUAUCCUAGAAAGUACUAGUGUGCUCUCCGCGUUCUCAAAACUGGUUACAGAUACACCAAAUCAAACCAAUACAGAUUUACCCAGACCUACAACAUCAAUACCGUCGGCAUCAUCACAGUCAUCCCGUAGUCAUAUACCCCAAAUCAUUGGUGGCACGUUAGGAUCUUUCCUCUCCAUCAUUCUUCUAAUUGGACUUUUCAUCUUUUAUCGUCGGCGUUGGCGACGUUCUUGGCAGCUACCGUCAUCUCGGUCUCCAGAUACCGAAAAACAGAAGGAGUUCGAGGCGCCAUCUCGUUCGGAAAGUAUGGUUCAGCCACUGACAAGACGUGAAUCUUACACCUCCACAUCUACAUCUCCCUUCUCCCCCCUUUCUCAGCACACAUUCUACCUCUCAUAUACCGAUGGGUUUCUGCGGAGGCUAGACUCUGAUCCACACCGCCACGACCGAGAUGCAAGUGUAGCAUCAUCGAGCUCUCACCUCACCGCCCGCCAGUUCUUGUUACAUGAACGAGCUAGCAGCUUGCGUGAUGAGGCUGAUUGGUUGAGACAGACCAUAUCUUUUGUAACAUCUAGCGAUCAUAUUGUUGGGGAGCUACAAGCGACCAUAUGGAGGUUAGAAGAACAUGUACGGCGUUUGGAGGCAGAGCACGAGUCUGACUGGGCUUUGUACCAGUCGGAUGAACCCCCACCAGUUUACAUGGAGGCCAUACGCAGAUCACAGUCUAAUUCGCACAGUGAGAAUAUAUGAUAUCCAGUAUGGACAUGUAUGUACACAAUCGCACGCAAUGUGCGUAGCCAUCUUUAAUCAUCCUGUUCGUCCGAUGUCAAGUACGACUGUAAUGACCCUAGGUAGAUCGUGUUUGCUCCCUCU
Molecule: messenger RNA, 1201 nt
Organism: Desarmillaria tabescens
Lineage: Eukaryota; Fungi; Basidiomycota; Agaricomycetes; Agaricales; Physalacriaceae
Exons: 4
Coding region: 98-1078 (326 amino acids)
Source: RefSeq, a predicted model, not a curated record